Messenger RNA from Sinocyclocheilus grahami, 441 nucleotides. RefSeq names its product C-terminal-binding protein 1-like. Gene Ontology annotation, cellular component: nucleus. The transcript is spliced from 3 exons. Lineage: Eukaryota; Metazoa; Chordata; Actinopteri; Cypriniformes; Cyprinidae. Gene Ontology annotation, biological process: regulation of transcription by RNA polymerase II. Gene Ontology annotation, molecular function: NAD binding; transcription corepressor activity; oxidoreductase activity, acting on the CH-OH group of donors, NAD or NADP as acceptor. Bases 1 to 402 code for a protein of 133 amino acids. The record is from RefSeq and is a predicted model, not a curated record.
AUGGGUAAUAUUUAUGAGGCUGUUUUAAAUGAAGCAGUGGGUGCACUCAUGUACCACACCAUCACCCUGAUGAGGGAGGACCUGGAAAAGUUCAAAGCACUUCGUAUAAUCGUCCGCGUUGGGAGCGGCUUUGAUAAUAUCGACAUAAAGUCCGCUGGAGACUUAGGAAUAGCAGUCUGCAACAUGCCAGCAGCUUCAGUCGAGGAGACGGCAGACUCCACCAUGUGUCACAUCCUAAACCUGUACCGACGCACCACCUGGCUGCACCAGGCUCUCCGGGAGGGCACGCGGGUCCAGAGUGUGGAACAGAUCCGGGAGGUUGCGUCUGGGGCGGCCCGGAUCAGAGGAGAGACGCUGGGGAUCAUUGGUCUAGGUGUGUUGUCUCGCAUAGCCAGAUUUUGACUCUCGACAUGAUUCACUUCGCUGUGUAUUCUGGCCAAG